GUAAGCAGCGCGUCGGAGGGUAAGCGUGGGAGCGUAAGAGUAAGAAAUGAGGCCCAAAUCAUGCUAUGCUACGGGGAUAUCAUGACCUUUGCGGAAAGCAAGGCAAGCUGGGUCACAAGCAAAAAUCUGUAUAUAUAACCCGCGGGUCGUGGGCUUUUCAGACGAGGCGGAAAAAGGCAGCAAGACAGAUAUCAAAUCCCAAAAUAUAAUCAUUCGAUAGCCCGAAGCUUAGAAUAUAGCAAAGCCCCAAUUAUACACCCAUUACUACCACACUCUUCCACACACCACCACCAAUCAUGGCUGCCCCCGCCGAGAAGACCGUCCAAGACCUCAACGGCAAAUGGACCAUUAACAGCUCCCUCUCUGGCUCUUCUGAUGCCAUUCUCAAGAUGCAGGGCGUCAACUGGUUGACCCGCAAGGUCAUCGGCAUGGCCACCAUCACCAUGAACAUCAAGCAGAGCAUCGACGAGGAUACCAAGGACAUGAAGCUCAACAUUGAGAACCAGCCCAGCGGUGGUAUGCCUGCUUCCCAGGAGAACCGCGUCCUCAACUGGACUCCCGUGGAGCUCAACCACCCCUUGUUCGGUAACAUCCGCGGCAAGUCGCGCCAGAUCAAGCUUGCCGAUCUCGACGACGCGUACCUCAAGUCAGGCUGGGAGGAGGGUACUGAGGAUCUCCUCCAGUUCUACACUGAGCACCUUGACAAGGCUGGCGUUGUUACCCAGCAGAUUGUCGGUUUCAUGAUUGUCGAUGGCGUCAGACGCCAGGCCAGACAGGUCCUCGUCACUAGCGGCGACGACAGACUUGAGAUCAGACUUGUCUACGACUACCUUGGCUCCGAGUAAAUUUUUCUAAAAGAAGAACAAGACAGAUUCGUUGCAUGAAAAUAGCGAGCGCCUUGUUUGUAUAAUUCUUUUUUUUUUACUUCAUAUUUUUUUAUAUUUAGAUUUCGUUGGAAAUACUCAUUUGAUGAAUUAGCAUGAUACUACAUACACCAUACCCAAAAUACAAUGUCCUCGUU
[Torrubiella] hemipterigena is the source of this 1021-nucleotide messenger RNA. NCBI's taxonomy places the organism in Eukaryota, Fungi, Ascomycota, Sordariomycetes, Hypocreales, Clavicipitaceae. The record is from the annotation of a GenBank genome assembly.